GCAGCAAGCAUAAAUCCCAUCCAGCACCAGGUCAUCCUCCACCCACGUUCCUUUCCCAAUGACAUGACAGCAUAGCACAACCAGCGCCAACAUGAACACAAUCUUCAACGGCGCUCUCAAGCAGAGCACCUCGAUCCGCAAAGACCUAGCCAGCCUCCAGUCCUCGACCCCAACAGCGACAACAACAGAUGGCGCCCCGCCACAGACAACAUCCGCCGCAGCAGCCACAGCCAUAAGCCCCGCGGCCCUGGGCUCCCUCAGCGCCUCGCUGACCGCCUUCCAGCGCACCAUCGACGAGUACAACUCCCUCGCGCGGCAGGAGCUCAACCCGGCGAAACAGGAGAAGGCGUCCGAGCGCGUGCGCAACUUCCGCGCCGAGCUGGCGGCCUACCGCCGCGAGUUCGAGGCCCUCAAGGCCGCGCGCGACGAGGGCCUGCACGCCCGCGACCGCGGCGAGCUGCUGGGCCGCCGGCCCUACGCCGCCACGCCCGAGAACCCGUACGCCUCCUCCGGCGGCGGCGGGACGUCCAGCUCGUACGGGGGGUACGGGGGAGGGGGAGGGGGAGGUCACGCGCGCAACACGAGCACCGGCGGCGGGGGUGGGGGAUACGGGCUGGGCAGCAACGAUGUCACCCGUGAGGACCACGCGCUGCGGGAGCAGGACUUCUUCGCCAGCACCAACUCGGCGCUGGACGAGUACAUCGCGCGCGGCCAGGCGGUGCUGGGGGACCUCGGGGCGCAGCGCGAGAUGCUCAAGGGCACGCAGCGGCGGCUGUACUCGGUCGCCAACACGCUGGGCGUGUCCGGGGACACGAUCCGGAUGAUUGAGCGGCGCGCGCGGGAGGACAGGUGGAUCUUCUGGGCCGGCGUGGUGGUCUUCUUCUUGUUCUGCUGGCUGUGCCUGCACUUCCUGCGGUGA
Diaporthe batatas is the source of this 919-nucleotide messenger RNA. RefSeq lists its product as uncharacterized. Lineage: Eukaryota; Fungi; Ascomycota; Sordariomycetes; Diaporthales; Diaporthaceae. Gene Ontology annotation, molecular function: SNARE binding; SNAP receptor activity. Gene Ontology annotation, biological process: vesicle fusion; endoplasmic reticulum to Golgi vesicle-mediated transport. Bases 92 to 919 code for a protein of 275 amino acids. The record is from RefSeq and is a predicted model, not a curated record. The transcript has 2 exons. Gene Ontology annotation, cellular component: SNARE complex; endoplasmic reticulum membrane; ER to Golgi transport vesicle membrane.